This is a messenger RNA of Diuraphis noxia (Russian wheat aphid), 402 nucleotides long. It is a transcript of the gene btn, whose product is annotated as buttonless. Lineage: Eukaryota; Metazoa; Arthropoda; Insecta; Hemiptera; Aphididae. Gene Ontology annotation, biological process: regulation of DNA-templated transcription. Gene Ontology annotation, molecular function: DNA-binding transcription factor activity, RNA polymerase II-specific; DNA binding. The record is from RefSeq and is a predicted model, not a curated record.
AUGGAAGACAACGAAAACUACUACUAUUGUUACGAUUACUACUACGACGACGACGAGAGGGAUUUUCRUCCGGAUUUUCCUGGAGGACGCUGCUGGGAACCGGUCGCGGAGCCGGUCGUCCUGCAGGAUUCAGCCGGACAGGUUGCCGGCGACGGACUUCCGGCAGUCGAAAACCACAGAGAUAACGAGCAUACCAUAAAAAGUCGAAAAUCUCGAACAGCAUUUACGAAAUAUCAAUUGGGGUGGCUAGAGGAAGAGUUUGAAAAGUGCAAGUACUUGACUCGGUUAAGGCGAUACGAAGUGGCUCUAAUACUUGGUCUCACAGAACGACAAGUAAAAGUGUGGUUCCAAAAUAGACGUAUGAAGAAAAAAAGACUGAACGAGGAAUCCAUUUACGGAUAA